This is a messenger RNA of Acanthoscelides obtectus, 225 nucleotides long. The record is from the annotation of a GenBank genome assembly. Lineage: Eukaryota; Metazoa; Arthropoda; Insecta; Coleoptera; Chrysomelidae.
AUGACAAGGUGUCUGUUACAAGUCGCAAUUAAAAAUCGGGAGGAAAACCACGUAUACAGUAGCUGCUACGACCUUUGCUGGUGCAGUCCUAAGGUAAAAUGUAGGAAUGUAGCAGAAAGCCAGCCAAAGCGGUACAACGUUAAGGUUUCAAGCGAUGCCAGGCCCAAUGCAGCAGGUUAUCUUCUGAGGAUAUACAGCAUAUUAUUUCUAGCUACAAUUUCUUAG